Molecule: messenger RNA, 579 nt
Organism: Pectinophora gossypiella (pink bollworm)
Lineage: Eukaryota; Metazoa; Arthropoda; Insecta; Lepidoptera; Gelechiidae
Exons: 2
Coding region: 129-554 (141 amino acids)
Biological process (GO): sensory perception of smell
Molecular function (GO): odorant binding
Source: RefSeq, a predicted model, not a curated record
GACUUUUCCUUUAUUAGCGCAUUCGAGUAUAGCGGGUUUUAAUGAACGCACAAGCUUUUCGUUGCGUUUUGAUUUGCAUUUUUUAAAGAUAUUUUUAGUGGUAACUAUUGUACAAAGUUUUAUAAAAGAUGUACAAAAUUGUAGCGUUUUGUGCUUUUGUUUUCCUGGGAUGUUUAGCGGCUAAAACACAGAAAGUUCAACUGGCGCCAGAGAAAGCUGGGAAGAUAAUACAAGAUGCAUUGCAAUGCGUUAGUGAGACCGGUGCUGACCCAGCGAUCCUCAUACAAAUCAAAGACAAAAAAUAUUCCGACGAUGAAACAGUUAAGAACUUCUUCUAUUGCGCCUUUAAGAAGACAGGCAUGGCGACAAAGAAGGGCGUGAUAAAAGUCGACAAGCUCUUAGACAUCUACCCCGACACAGUAGACAAAGAAGCGAUAAAGAAAGUCAUACUCGAAUGCCAACAGGAGAACGGAGAAGCUAACGAGAGAGUGUACAAAUUUUUCAAAUGUUACCAAGAAAAUACGCCCGUACGCUUAUCUUUAAUGAAAAAUUAACAAUAAUUAUAGAGGUGUACGUUUU